UAUAAACGUGUAACGUUGACUGUGAAUGAGGGCGGUUUGUCUCCGUUAGCUUCCCCGGUUAGCUCGGAGCAUUGUAGCUAACGCCGCAGUGCUAAGCUAGCGGAGCAGCCGCAGUGCGUGUCGGGAAGUUUCGUGUCCUCGGCUCGGCUCCAGCCUCAAGACGCAAAAACAGCUUGAAGUCAUCGCGCCAGUCUCCGUGAAAACCUCUGACAGCAGCGCUGCUGCUUUUACUGGACCUGGUGAAAAUGUGGCUGUACUGAGUGUCCGUGUCCGUGCUGUGUGCCCGUGUCCGUGCUGUGUGCCCUGCCUGAGCUCAGAUGUGUUUCUUAUCCCUGCAGCUCUGUAUGACUUUUUCAGAUGGAGAACUACAGCAAAGCUCGCACUGUGGAGCAGCCGUGCGUCUGUCCGUUCCCCGACCUUGCCCCUGACACGCCGGAGAUCCACGUCAAAGAUGGCAGCAAGAUCCGCAACCUGCUGCGCUACGCUCUGAGCCGCAUGGAGGCCAAAGCCCGAGCGGCUGACGAAAAGGUACGACCUCAACCCGAGGAAGGCGGCGUAGAAGCAGCGCCAGAGGCCUCGGGCCGGCCACUCUGCAGGCAGGUCAUCUUCACCGCGAGCGGGAAGGGCGUCUCCAAAGCCAUCACAUGCGCGGAGAUCGUGAAGCGGCGUGUGAAGGGGCUGCACCAGCUCACCCAGCUCCUGUACGGCACCGUGGAGGAGGUGUGGGAGCCGCUGGAGCCCACCGCCGGCCUCGACAGCCUCACGGUCAGCAGGAACCUGCCUGUCAUCUGGAUCCUCCUCUCCAAAGAUCCACUGGACUCCAACCAGCCGGGGUACCAGGCGCCGGGCCGCUACGACACCCUGUGGGCACAGGCGGCCAACAGGGAGGAGGGCGGAGGGCUCAGCGGGCAGAGACCUGGACACAGGAGGAAGCGAGGAGGAGGCGGCGGCGGCGGCAGAGGGAAAGGAUCCGGCCGUCAGAGCGGUCGGUCGAGAGAGGCGGCCAAAGGACAGAGUUGAUUCAGAUUUCUGAAGCAGCUGCUUGGAGCUCGGAAACUUUGUCCUCCUGAAAAGUCGUAGCCGGAGACGCAGCUCUCACCACGGCUGCGACCGCGAACGGGGAGUUUGGGUCCGUUUGAAUCUAAGGAGAGCCGGGUUGGUGGAAACUGAACACGUCUGAGAAGAUGACCUCACACCGGAGCUCCCACAGAGUUAAAUCAACUUUUUAAGUUUCAGAGUCCCCGAGUUUAAUUUGUGUGUGAGCUGAUAAGAAAGCGGGACGCGAGUGUUUCUCAGAUGAACUUUGCUGUUUGCAAAAUAAAAACAUGCUUCAAAAACCAGAAAAAACAUCCGUCUGUAAUAAAAGUGACUUUUAUUUUAUUUACAAGAAGAAAAAGUUUCUUUGUGGGUUAUAAAAGUGGUAAAA
Oreochromis niloticus (Nile tilapia) is the source of this 1426-nucleotide messenger RNA. Its product is annotated as ribonuclease P protein subunit p25-like protein. The transcript is spliced from 3 exons. Gene Ontology annotation, biological process: tRNA 5'-leader removal. The record is from RefSeq and is a predicted model, not a curated record. The coding region runs from base 358 to 1020 and encodes 220 amino acids. Gene Ontology annotation, cellular component: ribonuclease MRP complex. NCBI's taxonomy places the organism in Eukaryota, Metazoa, Chordata, Actinopteri, Cichliformes, Cichlidae. Gene Ontology annotation, molecular function: RNA binding.